CCCGCGCCUCCGGGUCAACCCCUCCCUCCCAAUGGAACUCGCCCGGCCCUUCAUCGCCGCCGCGGGCCUGACCGACGUCGAGCCCGUGGCCCAGGGCCUCGAGUUCAACGUCUUCAAAGCGCGCUCGGCGGCCCACGGCCGAGUCGCCCUCCGCGUGCCCCAGCACCGUGUCUUCCGAAACGUAAACGACCCCAGCAAUGACGCCAAGGAGCUCAUCGAGCAGGAGCUCAAAAUCUACGAGCUCCUCCGCGGGGGGCCGGUGUCGGUGCCGACGCCGAUUGGGCUCCUCGAAGUGGACGACUACCCGGCGAUGCUGAGCGAGUACGUCGACGACGACGGCUCGCAGGCGCCGCCCGAGGAGCUCGGCCGGCUGGCCGCGCUCAUCCACGCGACGAGGAUGCCGCGCGACUGGGACGUCAAGCUGGUGGCCAUGGACGGCGGCACGGAUGCGCUCAGCGCGCUGGUCGAUAGGAUGGGGCGGCGCUUCGAGCAGCUCGCCCGAGAGGAGCCUGGCGCCAGACGAUGGAUCCCCGCGCGGAGCGACUUGGAGCCAGUCGCCGACGGCCUCAGGUCGCUGCCCAGUUGCCUGCUGCACAUGGACCUCCGCGACGUGAACCUGCGGGUGCGUGACGGGAAGGCAGCGGCGGUGCUGGACUGGACGAACGCGCUCAUCGGCCCGGCGGCGAUUGAUUACUUUCGCAUCUUGGAGCUCAGCCAGCCGGGGGACGCAUUCGUCGAGGCCUACUCCCGAGGGGCGGGUGCGACGCCGCGGGUCACGCCAAGGCAGGAGACGUUUCUGCGCCUGGACGCCGCCUUGAUGCUGGCACUGGUCUUCAUAUCUGAGGCGCCUGAUCCGGACAGGCGUGGGCCCAGUGUCAGGCGGGUGGAAGAGCUGGUCGCGCAGUUGAAGGAUCUGAAAGAGGAUUGACGAGACCACCUGGCUCCAGCUCUUCAGUCUUGGGGUAGAUAGACCACUAAUUGUCACUGACGGUGAGGAUGAUGGGCGAAACCUCCAUCCCUGAGCUAUUGCGCCACGCUCGUGUUGACCGGCUCGGGACGAUUCGAAAAGAGCACCUUGUACUUGAUAAUCUCCACCACCUCGAGGUCGUCGC
This is a messenger RNA of Purpureocillium takamizusanense, 1112 nucleotides long. RefSeq lists its product as uncharacterized. The record is from RefSeq and is a predicted model, not a curated record. The coding region runs from base 32 to 928 and encodes 298 amino acids. NCBI's taxonomy places the organism in Eukaryota, Fungi, Ascomycota, Sordariomycetes, Hypocreales, Ophiocordycipitaceae. The transcript has a single exon.